This is a messenger RNA of Solea senegalensis (Senegalese sole), 3293 nucleotides long. It is a transcript of the gene zranb1a, whose product is annotated as zinc finger, RAN-binding domain containing 1a. Gene Ontology annotation, biological process: protein deubiquitination involved in ubiquitin-dependent protein catabolic process; protein K33-linked deubiquitination; cell migration. Gene Ontology annotation, cellular component: nucleus; cytoplasm. The record is from RefSeq and is a predicted model, not a curated record. The transcript is spliced from 10 exons. Gene Ontology annotation, molecular function: cysteine-type deubiquitinase activity; K63-linked polyubiquitin modification-dependent protein binding. NCBI's taxonomy places the organism in Eukaryota, Metazoa, Chordata, Actinopteri, Pleuronectiformes, Soleidae. The coding region runs from base 350 to 2491 and encodes 713 amino acids.
UUAUUUUGGCUCUGCUACCCAUUUGUCUGACUGUCGCCGCCAUUAGGCAACACUCAGGCAAUGUAAGCCAUGGAGUGUCGAGGAUUUUUGCCAUGACUCGGGGAGUACAGAGGAUUUACCAGGCUGUGUUUUUUUUCAGAGAGGAGUUAAUGUGUGUACACAGGUAAAAAAUGUGACAGAGCAAGAGGGGUCGAAAAACUCGGUUUAGGAAAGGUUUCAUAGAGUAGGAGGAGGUGGAGGAGGAGGAGGUGGAGGGGGGACUGGACAAGAAGGGUUUGUUGUGGUUUCCAGCAGCUCUACGAACAACGAACGCAACUGAUAAACAUUGGACCAGCCGGAGUGAUCCACAAUGACUGAACAGAGGGUUAAAUGGGCCUGUGACUACUGUACCUUUGAAAACUGGCCAUCUGCAGUCAAGUGCACCAUGUGCCGUGCACAGAGGUUGAUUUCCCCCAUCAUCACAGAGGAACCUUACAAGAACAGCCCUGAUCUGGAUACCAGUGGAGAGUGGGACCCUCCCAGAAAUGAGAGUGGCAGCAGCCUCCUCAUCUGCCCUGACUCCAGUGCUAGGCCAAGGGUUAGGUCAACCUGUGUGGCUGAGCUUGCCAAUAAAUGGUCCUGCCAGAUGUGUACGUACCUGAACUGGCCCAGGGCAAUCCGCUGCACACAGUGUCUGUGUCAGCGCCCGAGGACCAGCAGCCCCACUGAAUCCCCCCAGACUUCAAGCUCCAAUGCAGGCUGCCGGCCUGCUCUUCACUCACCUGUGGAUACCUGUGAGGAAUACAAUGACAGAAACAGACUCAACACCCACCAGCAGCAUUGGACAUGCACAGCUUGCACUUACCAGAACUGGCCCAAAACUACUAAGUGUGUGGUGUGUGACCAACCCAAGCCCAACCACCAGGAGGCCAUAGAGCUGGCAGAAUCAGCACAGUCAUCACCUAUGAUCAAUGAGCAGGAUAGGGGUCGUUGGAGGGGCAGUUGCAGUGGAGGCCAGGGCCAAAGGAGGUCACCUCCAUUGCCCAAGAGGGGAGACAAUGUUAAAAUGGAAUUCCAGAGGAUAGAACUUGCAGCCGGAGCCAUGAGUAGCAAAGAAGAGCAAGAGAUCGACUUCAAGAAGCUAAAGCAAAUUAGAAACAGAAUGCGGAAAACAGACUGGCUGUUCCUCAAUGCAUGUGCAGGCGUCGUAGAGGGAGACCUGGCGGCAAUAGAAGCCUACAAGUCAUCUGGAGGCGACAUCGCCCGGCAACUCACCGCUGACGAGGUGCAGCUCCUCAACCGGUGCUCAGCGUUUGACGUAGGCUUCACCCUGGUCCAUCUGGCUAUUCGCUUUCAAAGGCAGGACAUGUUGGCCAUCCUGCUAACAGAGGUGAACCAGCAGGCACCCAAGUGCAUCCCGUCCAUGGUGUGUCCUGAGCUGACAGAGCAGAUUCGCAGAGAAAUUGCUGCAUCACUACAUCAACGCAAAGGAGACUUUGCCUGUUACUUCCUCAGUGACCUGGUCACCUUCACCCUCCCUGCAGAUAUAGAGGACCUGCCACCUGCUGUCCAAGAGAAGCUGUUUGAUGAGGUCCUGGAUCGAGAUGUGCAGAAAGAGUUGGAAGAGGAAUCGCCUGUCAUCAAUUGGUCUUUGGAGCUGGGCACGCGUCUGGACAGUCGCCUGUAUGCCUUAUGGAACCGCACAGCAGGAGACUGUCUGUUGGACUCUGUUCUGCAGGCCACCUGGGGCAUCUAUGACAAGGACUCUGUCCUUCGGAAAACGCUCCACGACAGCCUACACGACUGCUCCCAUUGGUUUUAUACACGCUGGAAGGAGUGGGAGUCGUGGUACUCGCAGAGCUUUGGUUUGCAUUUCUCCCUGAGAGAGGAACAGUGGCAAGAGGACUGGGCGUUCAUCCUGUCUUUGGCCAGUCAGCCCGGGGCCAGCCUGGAGCAAACCCACAUUUUUGUUCUCGCACACAUUCUUCGCAGACCCAUCAUAGUCUACGGAGUGAAAUACUACAAAAGUUUCCGUGGGGAAACGUUAGGAUACACUCGUUUUCAAGGUGUGUACUUGCCUCUGUUAUGGGAGCAAAGUUUCUGCUGGAAGAGUCCCAUCGCUCUGGGCUACACACGGGGCCACUUCUCGGCCCUGGUGGCCAUGGAGAACGAUGGCUAUGACAAUCGCGGUGCUGGCGCCAACCUAAAUACGGACGAUGAUGUCACUGUCACUUUCUUGCCACUAGUGGACAGCGAGAGGAAGCUGCUGCACAUUCACUUCCUCUCUGCACAGGAGAUGGGCAACGAGGAGCAGCAGGAGAAGCUGCUGAGGGAAUGGCUGGACUGCUGUGUGACAGAAGGAGGAAUGCUGGCGGCCAUGCAGAAGAGCUCUCGCCGCCGCUACCACCCUCUGGUCACCCAGAUGGUGGAGAAGUGGUUAGACCGAUACCGCCAGAUCCGCCCUUGUGCGUCUCUCUCUGACGGCGAAGAAGAGGAGGAUGAAGAUGAGUGAGUGAGGGAAGGUAAAGAAGAUAAUGCUUGAGACUGGACACUAGGCUCUGGGAGAGAACCUUAUUGUCUAUGUUUCUUUUCUUUUUUUCUCCCCACCCGUUCUUCAAAAUGUUAAACUUUAACUUGUAAUGAUGCAUGUGUUCUGUGAGCUCUGUGUUAGGAAAAAGAAAAACAUACCAGCAGCAACAAACAGAAUCCUGAUUAACUGCUCCUUUGAAAGCACAUCAAGUCCACUUAGUUUGCCUUCUCGACUCAGAUUUCUCCAUAAUUGUUAUCAAAGUAAUUAUCUCAACUUGACAGAAAUACUAGCACAUGUAGGAAAAUAUAUUGUAUUUAAGAAAACCCCGAAGCUGCACUAGAGGAGGAAUUUCAUUUACAGAGUUGCCUGACAGAAAUUUUGCUUUAAGCUGAGAGGAUGCUAACCUUUUGUGUGCGUGUUAAAGUGUAAAGAGCACCCGUUUUUUCCCCGAUUGCUGAUUCCCUCUGCAAACCCCCUUUUUUGAUGUUUGAGUUAUUUAUUUGUUUAGGAGAGAUAGCGCACGGAGGCGAUACCUCUUGUUCUGCCCUGUUUUAUCUGUGUUCGGUCUGAAGUAUUUUUAUUUUGCACAGAUAAAUCCUACAUUCUGUGAGUGGGAGGGGGGGAACAUGACGUACAAGUUUACUGACAUUUUUACGUGCGACUCUGUAGCUCCUGUUCAUGUUAGAGUGGGUGGCGGUGAUGCUGGUGGGGAAAAGACAAAACCAAACACUCUGCCUCUUUCUAUGGAGUGCAUUAAUAUUAAAUUUGACUCACUUGCAUCCUC